Messenger RNA from Nakaseomyces glabratus, 1365 nucleotides. It is a transcript of the gene ANR2, whose product is annotated as Anr2p. NCBI's taxonomy places the organism in Eukaryota, Fungi, Ascomycota, Saccharomycetes, Saccharomycetales, Saccharomycetaceae. The record is from RefSeq and is a predicted model, not a curated record. Gene Ontology annotation, cellular component: lipid droplet.
AUGGCUUCUCAUAUGUUGACAAAUGUAUUUCUUUGUCAAUUUGACAUGUCGCGAGGGAACACACUAGUAUGGUCGGCUCGUGAUAAUGAUCCACUAUUAAAGGGAAUUGAGUUCAAAGCGCUACCAUCCGGGAUUCAUGAAGUAUCAGACGAUGUUAUUCGGUUCUGUAUAGAGUAUGAGCAAACCCAGUACUACGGUAUAUGUUGUUAUUUGCAAAAUGCUUUCGAGGUACUGGAUAAUGAGGGUCAAGUUGAUAGAUCAAAAGUGAAGAUGUACUCCCUGGGAGUUAUUGUAGACCCCAGUCAAAUAUCUGAUGACCUUAGAGGGUUCAACUACGAAGUAACAAAUCAGUACAUCCCAGAGUUACAAUCAUUGUUAAAAGAUUGGUCAACUAAUCAGGGUUCAAAUUCCAAUUCAUAUGAACAAUUAAGCACUUACUAUCAUAAAAAGAUUAGUGGCAGCCUAAAUUAUGAAGUAGAUUACCAAACCUCAAUGUUGAACCAUUUACCAUAUUGGCUAAAUAAAUUAGGGCCACUAAUCUUUCCUUUGUUCAAAUCAUGCUUGCUUAGAGAGAGGAUAUUGGUUAUAUCCGCGCCUGGCAAUAGCUUCGAGUACACGAAUUCCUUACUUUACUGUUUGGCCACCAUAUCAAGAAAUUCGAAACUCAAUAUGGGCAACACAGGUUCUAAGGGUAGUUACAUACCAACUUUGUUUACAGUCGGGACUUAUGAUAUAGAAGAUUUAGAGAAGCAUGGACAGGAGGGCUUUUUAGCUGUUACAAGUGAUGAGAUAUUGCUAUAUAAGGAAGAGCUCUUUGAUAAGGCUCUGAUAUUGCCAUCAGAUUCCCUUAUCCAUGAAGGUCUUGAACUUCAAGACAACAAGGGCCAUCCUGUUAAAGCCACUAUUCAUGAAUCGAGAAUAUUUAACAAGCUGCUGGAGACAUACUGUGAUCAGGAUAUCACGAAGAGGGAUUUGGAAAGAUUUUCCCGCAAUACAGAAACCAUGUCAUGGCUGCAAUAUAUACUAGAUAGUAUGCUAUUCUUGGCUACAGCAGGCCAUAUAACCGCGAGGUACAAUGAGACGAGGGAAAUAAUCCAAAAAAGUUUAUCUCGAGAAGAGGGUGAACCGGAUGAGCAUUACGAUGCUAGAGGUAUUGUACAGUUUUUCAAUAGUAGAUCAGAUGAGUUGCUUGACUAUAUUCAAAGGACCAUUGAAGACAGUAACAACAUACUACCGGCCACAAUAACGAUAGACCUUGAUAUGGAUUAUUUUAGUAAACAAGACUAUGAAUUUUUGAGAAUGUUUGCCAAGAAAUGGCUAGAUAAAGACAUUAUGUUUAAGACAAAUAUACUGGGUAUAUAUUGA